CGCGAGACUCGAAGUCGAUUUUCCCUCCCUCCCGCGCGUACGACUCUUCCUCACGUUUUGUGCUUGUUUUUUUUGAGUACUAUUCGUCGGCAUCACUGACCAGCGAACUCGACUACCUUUCAAUGAUAUUACACAUCGAGAUGACAAUACGUGGAUAAAUACGGAACACGAACGUGCACUGUGAACGGAACGGAACUCCCUCACGCGCGCAACUUCGCGUUCGCUGUCAUCAAAUUCUACGCGUCGCGAGCUCGCGGCGUGUUGCGUCCUUCCCCGCGACUCCCCGCCGCUUGAAGCGAAUUUAAAUCUCGUCGUUAUCACGAAAUUUUACACGAUGACGGAUGAUGGGACGAUCGACAAGGAAAAACACAUGAAACAGCUGAAGCGUAAAAUGGAAUGUUGGCGGGAGAUAAUAUUACCUUUGAAUUCAGUCCUGCUCUGGGAGCGCAGCUGGCAUCCUGGACUGAUCGUUGGAUUUAUAACAGUGAUAUUUUGCACGAUAUGGAUUCUAGAGCCAACCAUGCUGACGAUGAUAUCCAUGUGUCUCCUGACAUUUGCUCUGGUUGAUUAUCUUGUGCCAAUUUUGACCUCAGUCUUGUGCAAUACGCAGAGCUGGACGGGACAAAAGGAGAAGAAGCUGAUCGAGAUCUGUCAAAACCUCUCCGCCGCUAUUCUGCAGAUGCAAAGCACAUGGAACUCCAUCUCGAAGAUGCGACACGAUCGCCCCAAUAUCUACUACAGUACAACAAUCCUCUGCCUCAUUCUCUUUGCCUGGAUCGGUAACACGAUCAACAACCUGCUCCUGCUUUACAUCACAGUGACCGUAAUCUUGCUCGCUCCAGGAUUGAAGCACAAGGGACGAGCGCGUAGCGCCGUGAGAUACGCGUACGAUCACUUAAUUCGUCGUCACUUGUCAUAAUCGUAAUCGUUUUCUAUGUACCCCCCACGCCCACCGAGAUUCUUCAUUUUACGUAUUACGCGCCUCUCCAGUCUCAUCUAUUCGUGACGUACCACGAAACCAUAUGACGUUUACAUGUGUGUCUCGCAAAUGCCAGUCCCAUUUUAUGGAUAACCAAAGCUCUCUCCGCUUCUAACGAGAUAAUUAGCGUAUAAUGUAGAAUUCGCUAUUGUAAGUUACACAUUUUAUUAUUUUAUGCGAUAUUAGUCUAGAGGUUUACUUCCCAAUAUCUCGCAUAACAAUAAUAAUAAUAAUACUCAUAAUCAUAAGUCUACCAUAAUGUUUCUUCGCUGUAUUAAUUAUAUGAAGAGUACGUUUUGUCUCUCGCCAAUUUUAGCUUAUAAUAAAUUGUUCCAUUCAG
Messenger RNA from Ooceraea biroi (clonal raider ant), 1319 nucleotides. RefSeq names its product ADP-ribosylation factor-like 6 interacting protein 1 (gene Arl6IP1). Gene Ontology annotation, cellular component: membrane. NCBI's taxonomy places the organism in Eukaryota, Metazoa, Arthropoda, Insecta, Hymenoptera, Formicidae. The record is from RefSeq and is a predicted model, not a curated record.